UCUGUCUUAGGAAGAUUUAUUCCUUUGUAAUGGAGAAGUAUGAAAAAAUUGGGAAAAUUGGCGAAGGAUCCUAUGGAGUUGUGUUCAAAUGCAGAAACCGGGACACGGGUCAGAUUGUGGCCAUCAAAAGGUUUCUGGAAUCAGAAGAUGAUCCUGUCAUAAAGAAAAUCGCUCUUCGGGAAAUCCGCAUGCUCAAGCAACUCAAGCACCCCAACCUUGUCAACCUCCUUGAGGUGUUCAGGAGGAAACGGAAACUUCACUUGGUGUUUGAGUAUUGUGACCACACAGUUCUCCAUGAGUUGGACAGAUACCAAAGAGGGGUACCAGAAUAUCUUGUGAAGAGCAUAACAUGGCAGACACUGCAAGCUGUAAACUUUUGCCAUAAACACAACUGCAUACAUAGAGAUGUGAAGCCAGAAAACAUCCUCAUCACAAAACGCUCUGUGAUUAAGCUUUGUGACUUUGGCUUUGCUCGGCUUUUGACUGGACCAAGUGACUACUACACAGAUUAUGUUGCCACCAGGUGGUACCGCUCCCCUGAGUUAUUAGUGGGGGACACACACUAUGGCCCUCCAGUAGAUGUUUGGGCAAUUGGCUGUGUCUUCGCUGAGCUGCUGUCAGGCGUGCCUCUGUGGCCAGGAAAAUCUGAUGUGGACCAGCUCUAUCUCAUUAGGAAAACCUUGGGGGAUCUCAUUCCUAGACACCAGCAAGUAUUUAGCACAAAUCAGUACUUCAGUGGUGUGAAAAUUCCAGACCCUGAAGAUAUGGAGCCUCUUGAAUUAAGAUUUCCAAACAUCUCUUAUCCUGCCCUGGGGCUCUUGAAGGGUUGUCUCCACAUGGACCCUGCUGAGAGACUGACCUGUGAACAAUUGUUGCAGCACCCAUACUUUGACAACAUCAGAGAACUAGGGGGGUUGGCAAAAGGACAUGAAAAACUAACCAGGAAGACCCUGAGACCAAGCCGGAAGCACUUGCCUGGAGUGAAAAUGGUGCAUUGCUUUACAGAAGCAUCCAAGUUGCAGUGCUUACCUCAGCUAACCAGCAGCAGUAUCCUUCCAGCUUUGGAUAAUAAAAAGUACUACUGUAAUUCCAAGAAACUUAACUACCGUUUUCCAAACAUUUAA
Messenger RNA from Chrysochloris asiatica (Cape golden mole), 1124 nucleotides. It is a transcript of the gene CDKL1, whose product is annotated as cyclin-dependent kinase-like 1 (CDC2-related kinase). Gene Ontology annotation, molecular function: cyclin-dependent protein serine/threonine kinase activity; ATP binding. The transcript has 9 exons. Bases 30 to 1124 code for a protein of 364 amino acids. The record is from RefSeq and is a predicted model, not a curated record. Gene Ontology annotation, cellular component: nucleus. Gene Ontology annotation, biological process: protein phosphorylation. NCBI's taxonomy places the organism in Eukaryota, Metazoa, Chordata, Mammalia, Afrosoricida, Chrysochloridae.